This is a messenger RNA of Melanotaenia boesemani (Boeseman's rainbowfish), 3394 nucleotides long. RefSeq names its product gastrula zinc finger protein XlCGF26.1-like. The transcript is spliced from 4 exons. The record is from RefSeq and is a predicted model, not a curated record. The coding region runs from base 390 to 2231 and encodes 613 amino acids. Lineage: Eukaryota; Metazoa; Chordata; Actinopteri; Atheriniformes; Melanotaeniidae.
UUAACAUCCGGGUCACACAGCAAGUAAACAGAGCUGCUAUUUCUGCUCCAGCUUGUGGGUAAACUUUGUUAAACCGAACCAACGUUUCUUUAAUAGUAGAAGAAACAUUAAAGAGUUGAAGUAUUGCAUCAUUAUUUAAGGAAAACUUUAAACUACAGCUGGAGACUCCGACGUAUCUGGAUACUGACUGUUGUUGGUUUCAGUCCGCUGCGGAGACCAGCUCGCUGGGGAGAAACGACGGGACGGAAGGAGGAUCGGACACUUGUUAUUGAGGGAUUGAUAAUAGAGAUCCUCGUCGGGAAGGGAGUGUUCCCUGCAGAUGUGCAGCAGCUGUUGGUGAUUACAGAGGGUGUUUCUUGGAGUCUGGACAAGCAGGACCCAGAGGAACUAUGGCCCAAUCAGUAUGGAGAGCAAUUGAUGAUGGGCUGGUGGAGAGUGUCACCAGUCUACCAAUGAUGAUGGCUCCUGUGAAGACAGAAGAUGAUGAAAAAGAACUUCAGCCUUGGUCAUAUUUAGCCCACCUUCAUCAAACCCAAACUGAAGGUAACACAGAGGUAGAGGCUCCAACCAACAACCAAGCUAAACAGAUUAAAUCAGAAACAGAUGGAGAGGACUGUGGAGGACCAGAAAUAAGCAGUGACCCAGACCCGAACAGUCAUUUACAACAACACUGUGACAUAAAGGCUUCAGGCUCUUCUGAGAUACAACAUUUGCCAUAUUUUGGACCUGAAAUGGAAAACGAAGAUAAAAACUGGAACAACAACAUGGCACAUGGGUCAAGUGUAAACAAUGAUGUGGAAUGUAACGCUGCCAAAACCUCCCUCAGCUGCUCUGACUGUGGUGAAGAGUUUCACUCUCAACGAUCUCUCCAGAGACACUUAACAAAAAGGUUUUUGAGCUGCUUGAAUAGUAAGAAAUGUUUUAGGGUGAAACAAAGUAAAAAUAACCAGAAAAGAGUCGACACAGGGAAGAAAAAAAUUCGAUGUGAUGUUUGUGGUAAAAUCUUUAGUCAAAGAUUAAAUCUUCAUAGACACAUGAGAAUUCACACAGGAGACAAACCAUUUAGCUGUGAUGAAUGUGGACAUAGAUUUAGUCAAAAAGGACACUUAAACAUACACAUGAGAGUCCACACAGGAGACAAACCAUUUAGCUGUGAUGAAUGCGGACAUAGAUUUACUCGAAAGGCAAGCUUAAACCAACAUGUGAGAAUCCACACAGGAGAGAAACCAUUCAGCUGUGAUGAAUGUGGACACAGAUUUAGUCAAAAAGGACACUUAAACAUACACAUGAGAAUCCACACAGGAGACAAACCAUUCAGCUGUGAUGAAUGUGGACAAAGGUUUACUCAAAAGACAAUCUUAGUCCAACACAUGAAAAUCCACACAGGAGACAAACCAUUCAGCUGUGAUGAAUGUGGACAGAGAUUUAGUCAAAAGACAAGCUUAAACCUACACAUGAGAAUCCACACAGGAGAGAAACCAUUCAGCUGUGAUGAAUGUGGACAUAGCUUUAGACAAAAGACUAGAUUAAAUGAACACAUGAGAAUCCACACAGGAGACAAACCAUUCAGCUGUGAUGACUGUGGACAAAGAUUUAGUCAAAAGACAAGCUUAAACCAACACAUGAGAAUCCACACAGGAGACAAACCAUUCAGCUGUGUUGAAUGUGGACAUGCAUUUAAUCAGAAGACAAACCUAAACCAACACAUGAAAAUCCACACAGGAGAAAGACCAUUUAGCUGUGAUGAAUGUGGACAAAGAUUUACUCACAAGACGGGCUUAAACCAGCACAUGAGAAUCCACACAGGAGACAAACCAUUCAUUUGUGAUGACUGUGGACAUAGAUUCAGUCAAAAAACAAAAUUAAACCAACACAAGAGAAUCCACACAGGAGAGAAGCCAUUCCGCUGUGAUGAAUGUGGGCAUAGAUUUAGUCAAAAGGCACACUUAAACUUACACAUGAAAAUCCACACAGGAGACAAACCAUUCAGCUGUGAUGAAUGUAGAAAAAGAUUUAGUCGAAAGGCACACUUAAACUUACACAUGAGAGUCCACACAGGAGACAAACCAUUCAGCUGUGAUGAAUGUGGACGAAGAUUUAAUCAAAAGACAAACUUAAACCAACACAUGAGAACCCACACAGGAGACAAACCAUUCAGCUGUGAUGAAUGUGGUGACGUUUUUAUGUGGCUUUCCUCUUUAAAAGGACACAAUUGUGUCCACACAAAAUAGAAGGGACGCAGUUGCAGGAUUUUGCUGCAAUCUUGCAAACAAUUUGUUGUUUGCAGUGUAGAUAUGUGUCGGUUAGAAGAACUUCAGCGGUUACUUCAUGGAAGUUGCUCACGUAAGAAAAAAUAUCGACAAACUAGCACCAUCUCCUAAUUUAGUCUCAAUUUGUUUAACAAACUUAGUGCAGCCUUAUUUAACCUAGACAGACUUGAACAGAGGUCUCCUACAAUCUGUCUUUCUGAUUCUCCAAGUGUUGGCCUCACACUGUUAUCAGGGAUCUACCGAUAUGGCUUUUGAAGGCCGAUGCCAUUUUUUUCCAUCAGCCCUAGCCGAUGACCAUUACAAGGAGUCUCCCAAUUCAGGGUCUGCACACUUCGAAGUGCGAAUUUGUUGGCUACAUAUUGUCUUCACGGUGCGCAAAGAAUUUGAAGGACCCUCCAAAUCCAUCCUUUAAAUCCGCACUUCUUUUGGACUCAAUUGAAGGCCGCUGGUGAUAAAUUCUUCGUGGCCUCUUUUCUCUCAGAAUUCAUUGUGUACAAGAAGGUGGCGAAUCAGCAACCAAGCUCAGAAGAGUAUGUUUUCGGCUUCAAUAAAAUUUUGUUAAAAUACAGUGUUUUUUUAACUACACUUUAGUAGAAGCGUUACAAAACCAAGUGCACUAUAAACAUGUUUGUUAAAUGGUGACAUUAAAAAUCUGUAAUAUUCGAUAUUCAUGGAUUUGUAGGGGGUUAUAUGACGUGUGUACUGGCUAGAAGACAACAGAGCUAGGUAGGCUGUCCCAUUUAAGCGGUCUGCACACUUCGAAGUGUGCAGACCCUGAAUUAGGACACACCUAAAGCCUGCCCUUUUUUUCUUGAGCUGUUAUUUGUUGUCAACUGAUGUUGAUGUUUCAGCUCCAUCCAUAACCCAUUUACUUCAUAAAAAUGGCACAAUGAUAACAAAUGUUAGUCAAAAACAAAAGAAGAAAUUUUCAUUGAACUUAAAACAAAAUUUAAUAAAUUGUAAAAAGAGGUAGAAAGGUGAGUUAGAAUAAGUAAUGUAUCUUUACCUUUGUUAAAUGUUAUCAAACAUACAUUUUAAAAAAGAAGGAAAAUUAUGUAAAAAGAAAUAAAACAACUAAUUUUCAAACCUAAUGACAAGAAAAAUAGAAAAAAAAAUUACUGGUA